CCUUUCCAUUGGGUUCGCCUGGCUUUCUCUUCCCCGAUACACGUAGGACGGUGCUCCUCUAGCGCUGCCGACUUCGGCUGGGCGUGAUGGGUAAGGUAGGCUGGAGAGCCGAGUCACGCAGCCUGCGGAGCUAAUGAAGAAGGGCUAGUAGCUUCCGCGCAAGGUCCGGGCGUGGACGUAGCUGGGACGCGCAGGCCAGCCAGGUGCUGGGAGCUCGGGGCUCCUUCUUCCGGAGACCCCGACGCGUUGCCCGGUUACCGCGUCGUCUCAUCUCCCUUCCACAGUCUCCAGGGCCGGGCCUCGCGGCCGCCGAGGCACCCGGCCCCGAGCUCUCGCUGUUCGCCUCUCCAAUGAAUCAGAAGGUGCGCGCAGCGCUGCUGCCUCCCCAAGAUGUCGGAGACAAGGUGGAGACACUUAUGUUACAUCCAGUGAUCAAGGCUUUCCUGUGUGGCUCUAUCAGUGGGACCUGCUCUACCCUCCUUUUCCAGCCCCUGGAUCUCCUUAAAACACGCCUGCAGACUCUCCAGCCCUCAGACCACGGGUCCAGACGUGUUGGCAUGUUGGCUGUAUUCUUGAAGGUGGUUCGCACUGAGAGUCUUUGGGGCCUUUGGAAAGGGAUGUCCCCUUCCAUCGUGAGAUGUGUCCCUGGUGUUGGAAUUUACUUUGGCACUCUCUACUCUUUGAAGCAGUAUUUCUUGCGAGGCCAUCCCCCUACUCCCCUGGAAUCGAUCAUGCUGGGUAUGAGCUCUCGCUCUGUUGCAGGGGUCUGCAUGUCACCUAUCACAGUGAUCAAGACACGCUAUGAGAGUGGAAAAUACGGCUAUGAGAGCAUCUACGCAGCUCUGAGAAGCAUCUACCGCAGUGAGGGACACCGAGGCCUGUUCAGCGGCCUGUCAGCAACUCUCCUUCGUGAUGCACCCUUUUCAGGAAUUUACCUGAUGUUUUACAGCCAGACCAAAGGCCUAGUGCUCCAUGACCAGUUGGAUGCAGUCUUUAUUCCUGUCAUAAAUUUCAGCUGUGGGAUAUUUGCUGGUAUUCUGGCCUCCCUGGUAACUCAACCUGCAGAUGUUAUCAAGACCCACAUGCAGCUCUCCCCAGUGAAGUUUCGGUGGAUAGGCCAAGCAGUAACUAUCAUUUUCAAAGACCAUGGGUUGCGUGGCUUCUUUCAAGGCAGUGUCCCCCGGGCCCUCCGCAGAACUCUGAUGGCAGCAAUGGCAUGGACGAUCUAUGAAGAGAUGAUGGCCAAAAUGGGCCUAAAGUCCUGAUAAGAGAGGACCAGGAAAGGGUGGAAUCUGCUGUCCUGCUUUGUUCCUGUCAAGCACUGCUUUAUCUCAGCAUCUGGAGUCUGGUGAAGUCCUACCUGGAAAGCCAGGAAGAAACAUGUUUGCCUUCAGUCCCCCAUUGAAGGAGACCUGCCUGGAGGCUUCAGAUUCCCAGAAAAGGAGUCACCAAUGCACAACACAGCCCACUAAAAAGUUGGGACAGAGGUUCGUAUAUCCUGCAAACUACUUGAAAGACAUUUCCAGAGAGAUGUCUGCCAGGUGGUUCUGCUUUAGCCACCUGCCUACACUACAGCUCCUUGAGCAUGUGCCGGGGCAAGGAGUCAUAAUCCGGAGAAGCUGUAGGCCUCCUUCCAUGUCUAAGGAGCUCUACAUGGGGAAGACUAGAUCUGAGAAGAGACAUAGUGAUGUCUACCAGGUGAAGACUGUCUGAAGUAUACCAGGUGUAAGAAGAAAAUAUUUCAUUUAUUUGGUUCCUAAUCAUCUUCUCAGAGGCUCUGGAGAAUGGGGAUAGUAACUUCCUAGUCUCUAAACAUCCAAAGAAAAAUUUUUGGUGUUGGCCCCCGUACUGUUUCAACUGUAAGCUGUUCUGGCCUUUUUCCACAACUAAAGUUUGGAUUAAUAAAGUAAUAUUCUUUAUCUUUGAAA
Molecule: messenger RNA, 1928 nt
Organism: Marmota flaviventris (yellow-bellied marmot)
Lineage: Eukaryota; Metazoa; Chordata; Mammalia; Rodentia; Sciuridae
Gene: Slc25a38
Product: solute carrier family 25 member 38
Biological process (GO): glycine import into mitochondrion
Cellular component (GO): mitochondrial inner membrane; mitochondrion
Molecular function (GO): glycine transmembrane transporter activity
Source: RefSeq, a predicted model, not a curated record